This is a messenger RNA of Phoenix dactylifera (date palm), 3293 nucleotides long. Its product is annotated as Thioredoxin superfamily protein. The record is from RefSeq and is a predicted model, not a curated record. NCBI's taxonomy places the organism in Eukaryota, Viridiplantae, Streptophyta, Magnoliopsida, Arecales, Arecaceae. Gene Ontology annotation, cellular component: chloroplast.
GGCUUGUUUCCUGUUUGCGGGAACAGCUGAGCCCCACCCCAUGCUCGCAUCGCGCGUGGCAUGCAUCACAGCCACAAAAGUUUUGCCAUUUGUUGGCGACUUUCCUCCCAAAUGAGAUAUUUCUCCUCAUCCGAUAUCCGGAACUCUACGAUCAACCUAGAGUGUUCUCUGAGAAAAGCCAUCAACCCAGAGCGGUAUUCAUCAACUUACUCUCCUCGUCUAUAUGAUCAACUGAUGACCUGCACCUCUACUCGUUUCACUCGUUUUUUCCUCGCUCUUUCCAUAUGCUAAUAGUUUGGAGUUAACAGAGCAUAUAGGAUUGGAAGACCCAUAUAAAUCCUUCUACAGAUACCAAGCUCCAAUGUUGCAGUAACUAAAUGCUACAACGGCCAUGAUUACCUGUUGUUCCCUCCAUCCGAACUCACUUCCCAAUGCUCUGCCACUUCCUUUUGGACUACAAAACUCUGGUUCUCCUCCUAUGUUAUCCAGCUUCUCGUAUUCAGGAUUCCCAUUCCAUACCAGAUUCUUUCCCAUCUUGAAACAUCUGAAACUAGAGGAGAGGGGAAACAAGACUAAUUGCCACCUUAAUGCCAUCCAAAACAGCCAAGCAUUGAAUGGAGCUCCGGGAGAAGUACUUGAUAAUGAUGAAGACGAUGCCGAGCUCUGUCCAGUUGAUUGUGUCAGAGAAUUCAAGACCGAGGAAGAAUUCCGGAGGAUACUGGACAAGGCAAAAGAGACCGGUUCGCUCGUUGUGGUGGAUUUCUAUCGCACAUCUUGCGGCAGCUGCAAGUACAUAGAACAAGGCUUCGCAAAAUUAUGCAAAGGUUCUGGUGAUCAAGAAGGUGAUGUAGUCUUCUUAAAGCAUAAUGUUAUUGAUGAAUAUGAUGAGCAAUCUGAGGUUGCAGAACAGCUACGCAUUAAGGAGAAGGGUGAAAGAGGGUGCUUGGCAUGUCAGAGAAAAGCAGAAGCAGCUGCAGUACCACUAUUUCACUUCUAUAAAGACGGGGUCCUGUUGGAAGCAUUUCCAACCAGAGAUAAGGAGAGAAUUGUGUCUGCCAUUCAAAAAUAUACAUCUCCUCUCUAAAUCACGGAGUUCCUUUUUCGAUACUGUGCAGAUCCUCAAAUCCUCUUGAUGACCUACCUGAAUGGACACUUGCUAUUGAGCUUUAAUGUUUUGCUAUCCUGAAGCCUCUUUAGCUGUACAUGAGAGGUUCUUAUCUCAUUGUUUGGAACUAUGAAGUUUUUCCUACUAGGCUAAAGAUUCAUACAAGUAGAGAGAAUCUUUCAGGCUUCAAUUAUUUAACUGUAAGCCGAUCCGCUCUCUUUUUUUAAUUACCAUGUUCUUCUAUGUUCUUGUAAAAGUUUGUCUCCUGUUAGUUAUUCUUAUACCUGUUUCUCUGGCACAUGACAAAUUAUAAAGUCUACUCAUAUUGAUAAUAAUACAAGAAAAUAUGUAUGUGCAGUGAGAAAAACUCGGACUAUGACUUAAUUCUUAGCAAUUUGACUAUACUGAAAAUUUAAAUAUGUUUGAUGCAGUAACUAGGAUAUCUUAGGAGUCUUGGCGUUAUUUUGUCUCAAGUCCAGAUAUGGUGAUUAUAAGCAUGUGUGUCUCUUUUUUUUUGUGUGUGUGUUUGUUGUACAAUUGGAAAAUUUCCGUAACCUAUAAGGUAUGCUUUCUUUCCUGGCAAAUAGGCUUCCAACUGUGUGGUUGGGCCCUUUCUUGCCUUCAGUUGCUUAUCAGGCUCAAUAUCAAUUGACGGAGUCAGACUAAGAACUUCUUCCAGUAACCUCUUAAGUUUAUGUAUCAUAUGAAAGUUUACCAAAUAGAUGGUAUAACACAUCCAAGUUAAUUAUUUGGUUCUAAUAAUACAAGAGCCCAUGUCCAGCUUGCAACAUUAGGUCGUAUCUCAUGCCUUGUGUCUUCUGUUACUUGUCAUAACCUUGGCCAUCAAGCCUCUAGCCAACUAUUUGGGGUCAGCAAAAGCUAUUUAUAUUACCAAUUCAUUUGCUUUCUAUUUUGCGUGUUCUCACACAUUAGAGUUCACUUGCUUUUUAAAUUAGACAUUCAGAUAUCUUCUCUGAGUUCUGAUGUACACUAAUCUGCACAUCAGUAACUCUACAUAUUUAUCACUUUGGAUUUUAUGUUAAGCACAUCCACGAGUUUUUAAUGAUUGCGGUUUGGUUUACCCAUACUAACAAGGACAUAAAAAAAGAAUCCUGUGAAAAGAGAUCUUAUAACAGUUACGAAGUGCAAUCUAAGUUAGUUCCUUUUUCUCUAUUUCUUUCUUCUAUAAAUUAUGCUUAAUUCUAUCAUGAAAACAUUGAUUGGUACUGAAACAUUAGGAGUUAGUGUUUGAAUGAAUUCACUAUCUCAGGUCAUGCAAUCACUAAUAUACAAUGCUACGACUCGGUAAGUAUGCAAGUUGCUAUGCAUGUAAGCAUAUGUUCGCAUACCUCAUAACUUUUAUUAAUGUAUAUACUUAAAGAUAAAAGAAGCUCGUCACAAAAAAGAGGUCUGCUUCUAUUCAAUGUAUCUCUAAUACUGCUCUCAAGCUUACUUUGGAUUGUUUGCCAAGAGCUUAUCACCUUACUGACAGAAGAGUGAGAAAAGGAAGUGCAAUCUACUAAAAGAAGGGAAAAUUUCUCAGAAGGUAGCACCUCAACUAAGGUAUGGAAAUGCUUGGGUUCUAGGUCCUGGGAAAAGCCUAAUUGCUUGAGAUGCAGUCUGAUUCACCAGUUCUGUUGGUGAAUUUGGUAAUAAAGUUUUAAUGCUAGAGACAUGAUAAUAUAAUCGAACUUGGAUGUCUGUGAAAGAAAUUGCAUGAAAUCACAAGCUAUGGACUGUUUGAAAAAUUCGCUAGAUUGGUAACAGGCAUUAUAUGUUGUAAAAUGAAGAAGUUGACCAUAUAGGCCAGCAUGUAAUGUGUUGAAAGGGAAAUAAUGUGACAUUAGAUAGAAGAGAAGACACAAAAAGUAUGGAUGUGGACACUUUUGAAGAGAAAUGACCUACCAAUUUGUGGAAAAGAAGAUGACUGACUUUUAAGAAACAUAAUGCAAAAGAGAGAUGAACUGCUUAUUCUAGAUACUUCACUGCAGUAAUUUAUCUGCUAUCUUGAGAUCAUGAUAUUGGUUUCAUGGAGUCCUAUGACAUUAUGGGGUUCAUUGAAACAAUGAAGUUAGUCUGCAAUUGUGUCCAAUCUGACAAGUCAGUGGAAAUGAAAAUUUUUGACAGCAGUUUGAUUGUUCAAGAUCGGUGCUGAAAUGAACUCCAUGAAGCAAAAGCAGGUAUAGAU